Molecule: messenger RNA, 1560 nt
Organism: Pyrus x bretschneideri (Chinese white pear)
Lineage: Eukaryota; Viridiplantae; Streptophyta; Magnoliopsida; Rosales; Rosaceae
Product: mitotic checkpoint protein BUB3.3
Biological process (GO): mitotic spindle assembly checkpoint signaling
Cellular component (GO): mitotic checkpoint complex; phragmoplast; kinetochore
Molecular function (GO): ubiquitin binding
Source: RefSeq, a predicted model, not a curated record
UGAGCGGGAACUUUUCAUCGUCUCCCUCCCUCCCAAAUCCUCACUGGCAAUUUCUAGGGUUUAUGGAACCGAAAGAGGUGUGAAUCCCAAAGCUCCAUUUCUUAUCAAUUCUGAAAAAAUUAGUGAAAUCUCUGUCCAGCUCUGUACGUUGGACCGUUGUGCCAGUUCGGUCUACUAGGACCACAAUGAGCGGAGCUCCUUUGAAGUUUGAAAACCCGAUCCGAGAUGCAAUCUCCAGAAUCCGAUUCGCCCCGAAAUCCGACAACCUCCUCAUCUCCUCUUGGGACUCUAGCUUAAGAUUGUACGACGUCGGAAGCUCACAGCUCAGAUUAGAGGCUCCGUCGGAAGCGGCGCUCCUCGAUUGCUGUUUCCAGGACGAGUCCGUCGCGUUUGCUGCCGGUUCUGAUGGCGUCAUCAGAAGGUACGAUUUACAUUCUGGAAUUCAUGAUUCAAUUGGAAAUCACGAUGACAUAUCAACAUGCGUUGGAUAUUCGGACGAAACCAGCCAGGUAAUUACUGCUGGUUUGGACAGGAAGAUAUUGUCUUGGGACACGCGUACAGAGAAGGGUUUUGUGUUUGCAAGUAAUCUCGAUUCGGAGGUGAUGUCCAUGUCACUCUCAGGUCUUGGUAUGAUGGUAGCCAUUGGAUCAUCAAUAUACGUGUAUGAUUUGCGAAACCUAGAAAAGCCAAUUCAAUCAAAAGAUUCACAUAUGGACGUCCAGAUUUUAUGUGUUAGCUCAAUUCCAUAUGCUAAAGGAUUUGCAGUUGGCUCGAUAGAUGGACGUGUAGCAUUGGAGAUUUCCUGUCCGUCUAGUUCAGAUGACAUCAGAUAUAUGUUCCGGUGUCAUCCAAAGUCAACUGAUAAGAGAUAUCACCUAGCAUCGGUGAAUGACAUUGUAUUCAAUCCGCUCAUCUAUGGCGCCUUUGUUACCGGUGACAAUGAUGGUUAUAUUACUGCAUGGGAUGCUAAAAGCAAAAAGAGACUAUUUCAGUUGCCUAGAUACCCAAAUAGUGUGGCAUCCUUAUCGUACAACCACAGGGGACAACUUCUGGCUGUUGCAUCAAGCUACACAUAUCAAGAAGCUAAUGAAAUAGAAGAGCUUCCUCUGGUAUUCAUUCAUGAAGUUGGCAAUGACAACAUGAGAUCUGUACCUGUUGGAAGUUCGAGCAGAAACUAAUUGUACACAUUAAGAUGAAGGUAAUGAACUUUAACCUUGGGUCAGAUACUUAUAUUUAAACUAGGAUAGGCCGUAAUCAUCUGUGAUGUCUCAGACUUUGGAACCAAAAGCCUUUGGACUGCUAAAUGUAAUCAAAUUCUGUUUAAUUUUCAGGAUCAUGUGUAAAGUUAUGAUGUUUGGGGUACUUGUAUAUUAAGCUUUGUCCCUUUUGAACCUGAUGCAAUGAUGUACCCGCCGAAAUUAUUUUUGAUUUGCAGAUUACAGCAGUCAGCUGCAAAGUUAGAAUUCUAGGAAUUACGCCUGUUGUAGAAUGUCGUUGUGGUUAACUUAUGUACCGUUCCUCUAAAGUCUAGACAGAUACCACUUUCAUGGGUUUUAUUUA